Molecule: messenger RNA, 602 nt
Organism: Myotis brandtii (Brandt's bat)
Lineage: Eukaryota; Metazoa; Chordata; Mammalia; Chiroptera; Vespertilionidae
Gene: NOPCHAP1
Product: chromosome unknown open reading frame, human C12orf45
Exons: 3
Coding region: 105-548 (147 amino acids)
Biological process (GO): box C/D snoRNP assembly
Molecular function (GO): box C/D methylation guide snoRNP complex binding
Source: RefSeq, a predicted model, not a curated record
GCGUUUUUGGGAAAUGUGGGAUGGUUAAGACUUGAGAAUGGUCACAGAAAGUUUGCUGAUUGGCUCCUGUUUCUUAAUGCCAUUAAUAAAUUGUGCGUUUGUAUAUGUUUUCAGGUAUAUGGGACAGAUUGCUCAUCAACCCCAAGCCUAAUUCCAGAAAGAAUUCCAGUCUUCAAACAGUUCGGAUAGAGAGGAGUCCCUUAUUGGACCAGGUACAGACCUUUCUCCCACAGAUGGCUCAGGCGAAUGAAAAGCUAAGAAAAGAAAUGGCAGCUGCACCACCUGAUCAUUUCAAUAUUGAAAAUAUUGAUGAGACUCUUGGAAACAUUAUACAAAUGGACGUGGCCUUGUUUGAGAUGAAUCAGUCUGAUUCAAAAGACGAGGACAGUUCUGAAGAGAAUUCACAGGACAGUUCCGAAUCCGAGGACGAAGAUGACAGCAGCUCUUCUGAAGUCACUGUAGAUAACAUCAAGCUUCCUCAUUCAGAAGACGGAAAAGGCAAGAUAGAAGUCUUGGACAGUCCUGCCAGUAAAAAAAAGAAACAGUGAAAUAAAUUAUCCAAGCAGCAGGUGAUCUACGCCUGCUAAUUCUGUGAAAAAGAA